CAAAGAGUAUGUAAUCACUAGUGCCAACUGACGUGUGUUGUUGUGUGGUGUUAUUCAUUCAAGAUUCGAAACAUAAUCAAAAAUUGGAAUACCUAUCUCAAAGAGUAAAUGUAUUUAAACUUUAAAGGGUAACCUACCUAUACCACUGUAGAAAGCUGUGAGUCUGAUAGAAAGCCACAAAAUAAGAAGAAAGAAGAUAUUGUAAAAUUAUCUUUUUAUUGUCAGACAGAAAAUUACGCGAAAACAGUUAUGAGUCGAAACAUCGAUGAUAAAAACUUUUUAGCAGCAUUUGUGAUCAUAAUCUUAUUCUAUUUUGGUGAAUGCUCCAUUCAUCAGAAUUUAAAAUAUUAUGAGACAUUACAUGCAUCAAAGUUAACACAUCACAUAGUGAAGCGAGGUACCAAGCUCUCCAAGCAUCCCUUUAACACAAUAAAAGAGCUACACUUUCAAACACUUGGAAAGAGUUUUAGGCUUAUCCUGCAUCCACACAAUUCUGUGCUGCAUUCUAAUUUCAAAGCAUAUUCUGUGGAUGCUGAUGGGAACAAAACUGUAGUUCAUAUUGAUUAUGAUCAAUUCUACACUGGCAGAGUAUUUGGUGAAGUGACAUCAGAAGUUAAGCUUCAUAUUGAUGAUGGAGUCAUCACGGGUAUCAUUCAUACUCCUGAUGAAACCUUUCACAUUGAGCCAUCAUGGAGGCACUUACCACAUCUUGGUGACAAAACUAUGAUCACUUACCGCUCCUCAGAUAUAAAGCUUAGUUGGUCCGGUACUGAGAACCACAAUCCACGGGUUUGUGGCUAUGUCAAGGAAGGAGAGGAGUUGGAAGACGAUGAAGAAGAUGACUACAACGAUGAUUUGGAAUCAAAGCACGAACAAUCUGAAAAGAACAAAUAUUUAGACCGAAAACAAGAAAAUGGGCACAUUACUGAAAAAUCAGCACCAGAUAUUAGGAAUGAUGAGGACUUAAAACAUGGAAAACGAGUUAAAAGGCAGAGCGACUAUGAGUACACGCCCACGAAGACACGAUGUCCGUUGCUACUUGUGGCUGAUUAUAGAUUUUUUCAAGAAAUGGGUGCAAGUAAUACUAAGAGCACCAUCAGUUAUUUGAUCAGCUUAAUUGACAGAGUUCAUAAAAUUUACAAUGAUACAGUAUGGCAAGAUCGUCAAGAUGCAGAUGGGUUUAAGGGUAUGGGAUUCGUGAUCAAAAAGAUCUUGGUGCACUCUGAGCCAACGCGUGUGCGCGGCGGCGAGGCGCACUACAACAUGGUGCGCGAGAAGUGGGACGUACGCAACCUACUCGAGGUGUUCAGUCGUGAGUACUCACACAAGGACUUCUGCCUGGCGCACCUGUUUACGGACCUCAAGUUCGAAGGCGGCAUCCUCGGUCUCGCGUACGUCGGUUCGCCGCGUCGGAACUCCGUAGGCGGGAUUUGCACCCCCGAGUACUUUAAGAACGGAUACACCUUGUACCUGAACUCCGGUCUAUCGUCUUCGCGCAACCACUACGGGCAGCGCGUGAUCACGCGCGAGGCGGACCUGGUGACGGCGCACGAGUUCGGCCACAACUGGGGCUCAGAGCACGACCCCGACGUGGCUGAGUGCUCGCCCGCCGCCAGCCACGGCGGCUCCUACCUUAUGUACACCUACAGCGUCAGCGGCUACGACGUCAACAAUAAGCGUUUCUCGCCGUGCAGCCUGCGCUCGAUCCGCAAAGUGCUGCAGGCCAAGUCGGGGCGCUGCUUCUCCGAGCCCGAGGAGAGCUUUUGUGGCAACCUGCGCGUCGAGGGCGGGGAGGAGUGCGACGCCGGCUUACUGGGUACGGAGGAUAACGAUAUGUGCUGCGAUAAAAAUUGUAAGCUCCGGAAAAAUCAAGGGGCUGUUUGCAGUGACAAGAACUCUCCGUGCUGUGCGGGCUGCGUGUUCGCGGCGCCGGGCGUGGUGUGUCGUGAGGCCGCGCACUCGGCCUGCGAGGGCGAGGCCACAUGCAACGGUGCCUCCGCCGACUGUCCCAAGGCGCCGGCCAUCGCGGACGAGCACGAGUGCGCGGAGCGCGGGCGCUGCCGCAACGGCUCGUGCGUGCCCUACUGCGAGACGCAAGGCCUGCACAGCUGCAUGUGCGAUAUCGUUGCGGAUGCCUGCAAACGUUGUUGUCGUAAAAGUUUAAACAAGACAUGCUUCCCAGUGGCACACAACGACAUCUUGCCUGAUGGCACGCCCUGCAUUCAAGGCUUUUGUAAUAAGGGUGUUUGUGAGAAAACUAUCCAAGAUGUAGUGGAGCGUUUCUGGGACAUAAUCGAGGACAUCAAUAUCAAUAACGUGCUGGGCUUCCUGCGCGACAACAUUGUUGGCGUUGUCGUGCUCGGGACCGCCUUUGUGUGGAUACCUGCCAGUUGUGUAAUAAGCUACGUGGACCGGCGGCGCCAGCGGCAGCAGCAGAAGUACGCGGAGUGGGAGCGGCAGCGCGACACCUUCGUGCAUCCCUCGUCGCCGCGCAAGAUCAUAUACACAAGAUUGCCAAAACUAAAGCCUCCUGGAAUGAAAACUGUUAUUCAAGGAACUAGUCAAAUAUAAGUUUGAAUUAGUAUUACAAAUUAAUAUUUAUAAGUUACUAGCUUAUGAUCGCGA
Messenger RNA from Maniola jurtina (meadow brown), 2625 nucleotides. It is a transcript of the gene Tace, whose product is annotated as ADAM 17-like protease. The coding region runs from base 250 to 2571 and encodes 773 amino acids. The record is from RefSeq and is a predicted model, not a curated record. Gene Ontology annotation, biological process: membrane protein ectodomain proteolysis; Notch signaling pathway. The transcript has 20 exons. Gene Ontology annotation, cellular component: plasma membrane. Gene Ontology annotation, molecular function: metalloendopeptidase activity. Lineage: Eukaryota; Metazoa; Arthropoda; Insecta; Lepidoptera; Nymphalidae.